Messenger RNA from Ochotona curzoniae (black-lipped pika), 487 nucleotides. RefSeq names its product zinc finger protein 474-like. The coding region runs from base 83 to 448 and encodes 121 amino acids. The transcript has 3 exons. The record is from RefSeq and is a predicted model, not a curated record. Lineage: Eukaryota; Metazoa; Chordata; Mammalia; Lagomorpha; Ochotonidae.
GUGAUGUCCACUGCCCUGGGCCAUUUCUUCACCUUUCUUGGGGCCAACCAUCCUGCAUAUCAUGGCAGCUGUCUAGGAUCCCAUGGCUCUCAGGUGUCCAAGGCACGGCAAGAAGCCAACAAUGAUAAGGCGUCCACCAACUGUCGUUUGUUACAUCUGCGGUCGUGAAUAUGGAACAAAGUCGAUUGCCAUCCACGAGCCACAAUGUCUGAAAAAGUGGCACAAUGAGAACAACUUGUUGCCUAAAGAGCUAAGGAGAUCAGAACCUAAAAAGCCGGAAGUCAGGGCCAUUACUGCCAAAGGUUUCUAUGAUCUCGAUGCCUUAAACGAAGCCGCUUGGACAAGUGCCCAGAGCCAGCUGGUCCCCUGCAAUGUUUGUGGGCGUACCUUCCUGCCAGACAGACUGAUUGUUCACCAGCGAUCUUGUAAACCUAAAGCUGCCAAGUAAAGCCCUUCUCUCUGCGCUCAGCGUCUCAGGAAUGAGUCC